Brassica napus (rape) is the source of this 672-nucleotide messenger RNA. RefSeq names its product NADH-ubiquinone oxidoreductase 20.9 kDa subunit-like. The transcript is spliced from 2 exons. The record is from RefSeq and is a predicted model, not a curated record. Bases 109 to 429 code for a protein of 106 amino acids. NCBI's taxonomy places the organism in Eukaryota, Viridiplantae, Streptophyta, Magnoliopsida, Brassicales, Brassicaceae.
GGGUCCGAGAGAGCCUCUAGACAAAACAGAGUCUCCGCCCUGCUUUUGUUGCGGAUUGAGAGAGAGAGAUCCGAAUCUGAUCAGAGAAUUGUAGAUUGAUCGAAGAAGAUGAACACUGACAUCACUGCCUUGGAGAAGCCCCAGUACCCCGUCGUUGAUCGGAAUCCUCCAUUCACAAAAGUCGUCGGAAACUUCAGCGUCCUCGAUUACCUCCGUUUCUCCACCAUCACCGGCGUUUCCGUCACCGUCGGCUAUCUAUCAGGGAUUAAGCCUGGGAUCAAGGGACCGUCAAUGGUGACUGGAGGGCUGAUCGGACUCAUGGGUGGGUUCAUGUAUGCGUAUCAGAACUCGGCGGGGAGGCUCAUGGGUUUCUUCCCCAACGAAGGCGAGGUCGCUAGCUACCAGAAGCGUGGUGGGUUCUCCAAAUGAGUCUAGGGUUUUUGCUGGAUCUGGGUUCGAUUUCGAAAAGAAGUCUCUUUUUUUUUUUUAAUUUGCUACUCCUUUUGUUUGAGGAUAAUGUUUGCCUCUGUUUGUUACAACUUAUGAUGAUGCUGACCAAUAAAGAUUCGAGCUUGCUAAACGGUUUGAGAAAGUGAAUUUCUGUUGAGAAAAUAUUCAUGUGGUUAUGAUGUUUUGGAACAUCUUUAUUCAGAGGAGUAUCCUUUUGGUAUC